CUUGUCAAUGUCAUGCCAGUGUCAGUAUACAGUUUUUUUUCUGAAUAGUAAUUAAUCAUCCCUUGAAAUUAUUAAAGAAAUUGCAAUAGCCGGCAAAAAGCCGAUUUAAUAUAUUAAUUUGUAUCCUACUGUAGUAAAAAAUCAAUCAAAAUGCUUAUUAAAGUGAAGACACUUACUGGGAAGGAAAUAGAAAUCGAUAUCGAACCUACAGAUAAAGUAGAAAGAAUUAAAGAAAGGGUAGAAGAGAAAGAAGGCAUACCUCCACAACAACAAAGGUUAAUCUUCUCUGGCAAACAGAUGAAUGAUGAGAAAACAGCCCAAGACUAUAAAGUACAAGGGGGCUCUGUUUUGCAUUUAGUAUUGGCAUUGAGAGGUGGAGAGUUGGCAUGCUUUGUGUGAUCAUUAAGCCAAUCGAGUUUGUAAGAUUUGUAAGGUUUAUCGUCAUUAUGAAUGGUUUUAAGUUAUGCUGUUACACUGUAAUUUAAGUAAAAAUAAAACAAUAUUUUUUUUUCAAAGAAA
Molecule: messenger RNA, 519 nt
Organism: Anthonomus grandis grandis
Lineage: Eukaryota; Metazoa; Arthropoda; Insecta; Coleoptera; Curculionidae
Gene: Nedd8
Product: NEDD8
Exons: 3
Coding region: 151-399 (82 amino acids)
Biological process (GO): regulation of proteolysis; modification-dependent protein catabolic process; protein neddylation
Cellular component (GO): nucleus; cytoplasm
Molecular function (GO): protein tag activity; ubiquitin protein ligase binding
Source: RefSeq, a predicted model, not a curated record